GUGGUCUCAACCCGGCACUAACCCUUACCAUUUCCCGCCAAAGAAAGGCGGUUUCCUAAACUGCAUUACCUAAAAGCCGUCAACGAGUAGAGACACAAAGAAAGAAAAAUCAGAAUGGCGCCGGCAGCCGAUCCAGCGACGUCGCCGUCGAUUUCCACCGCAAAUAGUGAUCUCCAGCCUUUCUUCGUUCUCCACAAAGCCGCUACGCGGAAACCCGCCUCUAAAACCAGACGGAGAAUCGAUCUCUCCCCCAAAGUUUCCGAUGGUUCUGCUGAAGAAUACAAUGACAACUCGCGAUUUGAAACCUUCAAACUCCUGUGGUCCAACACUGAAUCCAUUAUUAAGGAUGUCUUGAAAAACCUUAACACUAGCGUGUUUGAUGAAAUAAAUAAGUGGGUUCAUGCGUCCUUCGAUUCAAUUUGCGCCUGCCGAACUCGUGAGUUCAGUAGAGCCACGUCUAUGUACCCUAUUCCAAAUAAUGUACCUAUUGGCGCACAAAUUUUCACCGCAUUGCUUUUUACUAAAAACGUGGAAUUUGUUGAUGACAUAUCGACAUUUGCCGACCUUGGUGCACAUUUGAGAUCGAAUGGAUGUUUAGUAGCAAAUCUUACAUCGAUUGACUUCUGCGCCAAGAAUGGAGUUGGCGGUUGUCUUAAAACUUUGCUACGACAGUUUCUGUUGGUCGGCAUUGAUGCACCUGAGAUGUCCAUUCUAGCGUCAUGGUAUACUGAACAAGAGAACCAUGACAAACCACUGAUUGUUAUAAUUGAUGAUGUGGAAAGAUGCAGCAGUUCUGUGUUGAACGAUUUCAUCGUAAUGCUGAGGGAAUGGGUAGUAAAAGUUCCAAUAAUCUUGGUACUAGGAGUUGCAACUAGUGUUGAUGCUCUAAGGAACAUUCUGUGCUCAAGUGCAAGCUUGUAUCUAUCUGUUCGCGAGUUCUAUUUGGGAACCCCCACUGAAAAGAUGGAUGCUGUCAUUGAGGCUGUUCUUCUCAGAAGUUGUCAGAGCUUCAAUAUUGGAAAACAUGUAUCAACUUUCCUAAGAAACUACUUCUUAAGACAUGAUGGAACACUGACCUUAUUUGUUAAAGCUCUAAGGAUUGCUACGGCACAGCAGGUCUUCUCUGAACCUUUAAGCUUCGUUCUAAGGAAAUUAAUUGAUGAAGAAGGCACCGAGGGAUUGGAUGGGGACAAUAAUUUACUCAGUGAACCUGAUAUCAAGCGGGCUCUUCAACUUCCAUCCUUACAAAGGUUUUGCGAGACUAGAGGCAACUGCAUUGAUUGGGUCUAUGCUUUGUCUGAACUGAAAAGACUUCAUCAGCUUUGGAGCUCUUUAGUUAUGUGUCUCUAUGAAGUUGGAAGGUGCCGCAAAAUCUCCCUUUUAGAUUUAUUCUGUGAGAUGCUCAAACUUAAGCAGCAGAAUUUUGGUGUUACUGAUCUCAAUCUAGUGGAGAAAGAUUAUACAACCUCAGUGCAUAAUCAUCAUUCACUUGGCUGCUUACAAGAUAAAGGUUACAUUGUUCGGGCAUUUCAGAUGUUGAGGGAUUUGCCAGCUAUGGAGCUGUGCAAAAUACUGGAUAGAUGGGAAAUGCUUACUAGAGGCAUUGCAGAGAUUCAUGAAAAAGUAAAGGAGCUACAGUCCCGAAUGACAUUGGAGGAGAAUCAGUCAAGACGUGAUUUGAGAGAGGAAUCUAAGAGGCCUACAUCCAGGACUUAUAAAAGUGACAGGACAAGUAAAUCCCCAAUCAACGAAAAAGUUGCCUCAUUUCUACAAUCUAUGUUCAGGGAACAUAUUCAAACCAUUGAGAGUAUACCUCUUCAUGAAAUAAUCUUCUUUGAUAAUGUUGACAAUCUCCAUACAGCUUUGAUUGGAGAUCCUAGAAGAAGAAUCCAGGCUGACCUCUUGGAGUCAAGAAAAUUCCUCAAGUGUUCUUGCUGCCGUAAGAAUGAUGGUGUUCUAGUUCCAUCUAUGCAUGAUACCUCUAUUAUGUAUACACUGGCUGAAGAGCAUGGCGAUCUCAUCAAUGUUCAUGAAUGGUUUCACUCCUUCAUGGCAGUCAUUUCAAAUCCACCUUUAAAAGCCAAGAAAAGAUCAAGAAUGUCUCCAUCACCUAAAAAACGAAAAGUCUCUAAAGAAGCUCAGACCAAAACUGAUGCAUCAAUACAAGCAGAAUUUUGCAGGGCAGUAACAGAGCUACAGAUCACAGGGCUGCUUCGGAUGCCCACCAAAAGGCGCCCAGAUUAUGUGCAGAGAGUGGCUUUCGGACUUUAAAUGAAUUGGAACAAGUAUGUUGCUAACUCCUUUCUCUUAAUUCUUGUCUAUUUUUUUCCCCAAAGAGUUUAGGUGUAGAAGCAGUUAACGUCGAGUAAUGUGAUUCCAAUUUGAGAUGCCAAUAAAGCCUGUCAUAAUCGGACGUCAAAUUCUGAGAAAAAAUAUCGGUACAAACUACAAACUCACACAAAACUACAAAGCAGAAAACUCUGGUUUGAAAAUGAUUGCUUAGCAAAGACUAAAGAGGUAUUUUUCACCCUCAAAAUAGUACUUAGUAUUUUUCAUAUUUUAAGUGGACACAGACAAGACUCUAUUGCCUAAGUGAUUACGGAGUACAUUGAUUUCUAGUAAAUUAAUUCAUGUAGUAUUUCUUUACACUUUGCCAAAAUAGAUGGGUUUCUGGCAUUUCUGCACUUUUAUGCUUAAUGGUGUUCAUUCAUUUAAUGCUCGUUUGGUUCAAGUAGAGGAAUGGAAAGGGAAUGUAAUCAAAUAAAGGAGUGGAAUGGUAACAAUAACCAUUACUUUUAUUGAGUGUUUGGUUAAACAAUGGAAAUGAAUAAUUAGUAAGGGAUUCCCUUUCUUUUGUUUUUUUCUCUAUUUUGAGGGGUAACAAAUUGGGUGAUUGGGUUACCCUCAAGUAAGGGUAAUGGUUAACUCAUUACUCAAAUCAAACAAGUAAUGGAUUUAAUUAAUUGAAUCAUUUUCCAACCUCUAAAAAUACCCCAAUCAAACGUGGGCUUAGUUUGAAUUAUCUAUCUUCUAUAAUUUUUGAGUGAUCGUUUUUACUUUUUCAUUAACGAUUUAUUAAAUAUUGAUUAGUACCUAAUCCCUAUUGUUAUUUAUAUGUAAUAGAGUAAAGGGUUAAUUGUUGAAAACUUCACCAUUUCUGGCAGCAAUUAAAACAUGAGUAUAAAACCUCUACUUUACUUGACCAUAGGUAAAAUUGUGCAAUUGCGCCUCAACUAGCAAAUUGACAUGCGUAAGGCAUUGGUUGUACUUGUACGCGGUCUGACAACGAUCAAUUUUGUCGUGAUUUCAUCCGAUUACAACUGCAAUGUGUCGUUCCAACCACCGUGAAUUAGAGGAAGUUGAAUUACGCGCGACCAUAUUAAAAUUUGGUCUCUUAAUUGUUUGUAUCAGAAUUGUAACUGCGGUCCUAUAUAAUAACAUAUUUUUAAGAGUUUUUUUAGUUUUCCUUGGGAUUAUUCUAAGUAUAUAUAUAUAUAUAUAUAUAUAUUUUUAAAUUUGUAGCUCUAUUAUUUCAAUGAAAAAUAUUCAAUUUUGUCCCAA
This is a messenger RNA of Salvia miltiorrhiza (redroot sage), 3561 nucleotides long. Its product is annotated as origin of replication complex subunit 3. Gene Ontology annotation, biological process: DNA replication initiation; DNA replication. The record is from RefSeq and is a predicted model, not a curated record. Lineage: Eukaryota; Viridiplantae; Streptophyta; Magnoliopsida; Lamiales; Lamiaceae. Gene Ontology annotation, cellular component: nuclear origin of replication recognition complex; nuclear pre-replicative complex; DNA replication preinitiation complex. Bases 115 to 2271 code for a protein of 718 amino acids. The transcript has 17 exons. Gene Ontology annotation, molecular function: DNA replication origin binding.